AUGUCUGAUUCUCUGGUAUUCCCAUUCGGCUCGCCUGAACCACUCAAGGGACUACGCCUCGUUGCGCACCCUAGACCCACCUAUGGGCCGGAUCAGGUGCUUGUCCAAUUCCUGGCGGUUCCCAUCAAUCCAUUAGACUUUCUGGUCAUUCAUGGAAAGUACCCAAUCAAGCCACAGAGUAGCAUCGUCGAUGCUGGUGAGACACUCGCGAUUCCGGGCUCGGAUGGUGCCGCUCGUGUUGUCGAAGUCGGCUCCGGCAUCCAGCACCUGGCCGUUGGCGAUCUGGUCGUUCUUCGGACCCAUUGCAAAGGCACUUGGCGAACCCACGCGGUGCUCGGAGAGGACGACCUCAUCCGCCUCCCGUCCACGUUGCGGGAAUACUGCUCACUCGAGCCGGGCGACUGGAUCAUGCAGAACGCCGCUACCGGGACAAUCAGCCACUUCGUCAGUCAAUUCGCCCCGCUCUACGGCGUUGGAGUCAUCAGCGUGAUCCGGAACCGGGCGAACGCGAAUGAGCUCGAACGUACCAAGCGUUCGUUGCGCUCACACGGGGCCAGCCUCGUGUUGACGGAAGAAGAGCUCCACUCGACCAACGCUCUGGACGGGAAGAGGGUCGUGCUGGCGAUCGAUUCCAUCUCGGACGAUGAUCUAGCCCGCCACAUGGCGACCCGCCUCACGCCGGGUGGGACUCUCUCUGACGGCUGGAUUUCUCCGUCCGAAGGUAUCUUCCGAGGGGCCGGGCCGCAGCAAGAGGCGCUCUUUGAGUGGUUUGCCAAGUUAUUGGCGCAAGGGACCUUGAAGGCACCGGCACUUGAAUACGUCGGGUGGAAACGAGGGACCCCAAGUCUCGAGGAGACUCUCCGUGAGGCAAUUCGCCGGGCCCACGAGGGCGCGGUUGGAUCUCGCAAGCAGAUAUUUGUGUUCGAGUAG
Molecule: messenger RNA, 930 nt
Organism: Penicillium chermesinum
Lineage: Eukaryota; Fungi; Ascomycota; Eurotiomycetes; Eurotiales; Aspergillaceae
Product: MDR family NADPH-dependent oxidoreductase
Exons: 3
Coding region: 1-930 (309 amino acids)
Biological process (GO): fatty acid metabolic process
Cellular component (GO): mitochondrion
Molecular function (GO): trans-2-enoyl-CoA reductase (NADPH) activity
Source: RefSeq, a predicted model, not a curated record